CAUUUGUUAUACUACCAAAUAUGAAUUCAAGAUCAAGAACCAUUUGUGAAAUUCAUAUUUGUGCUACCGCGGUAUUCACUGAUAAGCCCCAUCGGGUCUAUGUGAGGAAGAAGCAAAGGGAGAUUGGAGCGCGUGUGGAAGAAGAGUAGAGCACGUGAGUGAUAAAUAAAUGUAUAUAAGCCUGUAAAUAAGAAAGAGUCGGGCAUAUCGUAAGAGUGGUGUGAGAAGAGAGUCGUAUGUGAUCUCUGAGGAGUGAGAAUAUGGCUUAGCUGCGUCUAAGGCUCUUACGGUUACAGUUCCGAUAACAUUGUAUCUUCAUUCAUAAAUACAAAAGAGUGUUUCUAUUCUAUCAACUGGUGCGCUUGUGAUCUGCGAUCGAAUCGAAUGCAAGAGAAAAUUAGGUUUUCACACAAAUUGGGGAUUUUCUUAAAUCGGAGAAAUUAGAAGAUCAAGAUGGUGAUGGAGCAAGUUUUGACACCGGUGAAGGAGUUUUUGAUAUCGGAGCAAGCAUCCGUAGAGAUCUUUGAUCAGUUAGCUGCUUUGGGAACCAAGAUUCGUGAAUCUGAGAAUCGCACAAGUGAGAAAUUCGCGGAGCGCGAGAUGAAAGAGAUUCUUCGCAAGCUUGAUUUCUUGAUUGCUUCUGGUCCUGCGACAGAGACGGUUCGUGAAGUUGGUGGUUCGAGUCAAUCCGGAGCCGCAAGACCUCAAGAUCGCCGCAACCAGGUAUCUUUCUAUCCUCUGGAACCUUGCCUUAGUCAAAUUAGGCCUGGGCUUAGAGAGAAUUUAUUCCGCAACGUGGAAAUGGCUAUAUUCGAAGGCGUUGGAAUAUAUGGUUGGAUUGCUCGAGUUGAAAGAUUUUUCAGAAUGGGAGGUUACAACGAAGCGGAGAAGCUGGCUUUAGUGUCAGUAAGCUUACAAGGAGAAGCUCUGAGCUGGUUUAAUUGGGAGGCUAACAGAAGACAAUUCGAGAAUUGAGAACAGUUUAAAGCUGCUCUGAUGUUACGGUUUGGCAAUCUGAAGAUUCGAGGACCGAGUCAAAGCUUGUUUUGUAUCAAACAAACAGGUUCGAUUUCAGAUUAUGUGCAGAGGUUUGAAGAUUUAUCCUCACAAGUAACAGGAUUAGAUGAUCAGAAAUUGGAGGGUAUCUUUCUGAAUGGGUUGACGAGGGAAAUGCAAGAAUUGGUUCAUAUGCAGAAGCCUUGAGAUCUUCCUGAAAUGAUAGCGGAAGCAAGAGCUAUGGAAGAUAGUUUAAUGCGCAUGGUGGUUUAGCGAGAGUUACAAAUAGUUGAUAAGGAACUUAAAGAGUCAAAUGCUUCUGAUUACAAGAGUAACUACAGCCACUUCAAUAAUACUUGGAAGUCGAAGAUGAUAACUACCGACGUAACACAAGGUCAUGACAGACAAGUAAACAGAAAUGAGCAGAGACCAAAGAGACACAAUACUGGUGCAGAGUUAGAUGAGAAGAGAAGGAAGGGUAUAUGUUUUAAGUGUGAUGGACCUUACUCUAAAGAUCACAAAUGUCCGAAUAAGGAGCUUAGGGUUCUCACAAUAUUAAAUGGUUUUGAAGUAGAGGUAUUGGAGGAUAACAAAGUGGAUACGGGGAAUAUGUGCAUCUCAGAGCCAGUUGGAGAAUGCAUGGCCUUAUCAUUCACCUCGUAUAGAGGAAUAUCAUCUCCUUCAACAACUAAAACAAGAGGUACGGUGGGUACAUCGGAUGUGAUCAUCAUGUUGGAUAGUGGUGCCACUCACAACUAUAUCUCACCUGCGGCAGUCCAGAAGCUCAAACUGAAGUGUAGAGA
Camelina sativa (false flax) is the source of this 1799-nucleotide messenger RNA. The record is from RefSeq and is a predicted model, not a curated record. NCBI's taxonomy places the organism in Eukaryota, Viridiplantae, Streptophyta, Magnoliopsida, Brassicales, Brassicaceae.